AUGAGUAGUCUUAUGGAUGACAACAACAUUAUUAGUGCCGGGCGGGAUGGACAACAGCAAACUAUUCUGGGGUCUUCCUGCAGUGUACGUGCGCCUGAUGGCUCCGUCAAGCGUGGACAACUAUUGGAGGUGCGAUAUCUCUGGACUCCGCCAUUACUCGCUGAUAGUCCACAGAAGAAACCACCACCACUCUAUGGAUUUGUACGUGUAAAGGAUGUGGAUCACCGUCUAAGUGGGUGGUUUCCUGCUUCUGAUAUUGAGAUAAAAGAGCCUCGAGGAAAUAAUAGUAAUAAUAAUAAUAAUAAUAAUAAUAAUAAUAAUAAUAAUAAUAAUAAUAAUAAUACAGGUUUAGGUAGCGGUAGUUUGACGCCACCUCCACAAACAUUUAUUCGAAUCACCAAACCGAUAUUAAGUUCUGUAUACUGGGAAGAAACUCCUGGUAUGACUCGUACACGACGUGAGGAAAAACAACAUGAUUUUUUUGAAGAACGACUUUUACGUGAUUGUCGUACUCCUACAACUAUUCGUUAUUUUGUGUAUUUAUGUACAUAUGUAUUUGCCCCAUGGUAUUAUGCCCCGUAUGGUAUUUUUCACACAGAAUAUGAUCCAGCAGCGUCUUGCAGCCGUGAGGAACAACGUUACGCUGGAAUAACUGAGACGACACCAACAAAUCCGUACAUUCGUGAUGCCUAUUUGUGUCCUUUUUCUCUUCGUAUCUAUAGUACCUUUGAGCAAAUGCAAUAUGAGACAAGACUCUACCGUUCUGGUCGAUUACAACCACCUGGACAAGAAAUAUAUAGAGAUGAUGCACGUGGAUUUUCUAUGUUUGAAGUAAAUGGUAGUAGACAAGUGACAUACUGCCGUCAUUUAUUUCUCUUAGGUAAAUCAUUUCUUGAGAAUAAAUUAGCUGGUUAUGAUGUGCAGAAUUACUACUUUUACAUUGUCUGUCUUCAUCAACGUCAUUUCCCUCAAUAUACUGAUGAUCCUUCGGCAAUGUAUUUUGUUGGUUACUUCACGUGGGAGAAACAAGUGGUAGAUAAUAAUUUAGCGUGUAUUGUGACACUUCCGUGUUUUGCUGGUGGAUCUUCGACACCAACGAGUGUGGGACAUUUUGGACAAUUCAUGAUUGCUGCAAGUUAUGAACUUGCCUAUCGCCGCCGUCAUGUGGGAUCGCCGGAGAAGCCACUCUCCGAUUUGGGUGCUGCUGCCUAUUAUCGUUACUGGCUUCGAGUGCUGUUGACGUGGAUGCACACCCAACUCCCGCAGACCACCACGCCUGUCAUUACGGUUGGCGAUGACGAGAAUGAGAGUGAGAGUGAGCGGCGGCGGGAGGCGGCGGUGGCGGUGAUGGUGGACGACGAGGAGGACGACAGUGAGAAGGACGACGACGACGGGGAGGAGGAGGACGAGAGUGAGAGGGACGAGGAGGAGGAGGACGAGGAGGCCCCGCAGCCGCAGCCGCAGGGGGAGAGGGAGAGGAGUAAAAACAGCCGCCCUCGCGGGGGCCGCGGCCUCAAACGCCCCCGAACGGCCCCCACCGGCCGCCCCGCCGCCGACGAGUCGAUGGCCGCCGUGACGGUCCACCGCGUCGCCGUCGAAGUGCGCCUCGACCCCGCCGACGUCCUCCGCACACUUCUGCGCGCCGGCCUCCUCCACCGCAACGCCGAGGACCGAUCGCUGCGCCUCGUCAUCCCCGCCGCCUGCGUGCGCCGCGAGGUGGCGAGGGCCGCCCAGCACCGCAAAGACAUGACACGCGCAGUGUUUGACCCCGCACUCCUCAUCACACGAGGGGCAACCACAACCACCACAACUACAGCUACCACCACCACCUCUACUACUACUACCAGUUCCACCGCAACACGCCAACCACACACACCACAGAAACAGAGACCGUAG
This is a messenger RNA of Trypanosoma theileri, 1896 nucleotides long. Its product is annotated as histone acetyltransferase. NCBI's taxonomy places the organism in Eukaryota, Euglenozoa, Kinetoplastea, Trypanosomatida, Trypanosomatidae. Gene Ontology annotation, molecular function: histone acetyltransferase activity. The record is from RefSeq and is a predicted model, not a curated record. Gene Ontology annotation, biological process: regulation of DNA-templated transcription. The transcript has a single exon. Bases 1 to 1896 code for a protein of 631 amino acids.